AUGAGGUCAUUCGCCGCUGAAAUGGAAAUUGACGGUAAAAGGUUUGGAAGGUGUAACGAGAGUAAAGCAAAGCUUCGCAGUUGCACUAUGAAUCAAGUGGUAGGAGAGGCUGGGAACUCAAAUUACUCCAACGACCACAAUUUUGAAAGCUUAAAUUACUCCAACGCCCACGACUUUAAAAGCUCAAAUUAUUCCAACGACCACGAUUUUGAAAGCUUAAAUUACUCCAACGCCCACGACUUUAAAAGCUCAAAUUACUCCAACGCCCACGAUUUUGAAAGCUCAAAUUACUCCAACGCCCACCAUUUUGAAAGCUUAAAUUACUCCAAUGCCCACGACUUUAAAACGCCAAAUUUACUCCAACCAACGCCCACGACUUUAAAAGCUCAAAUUACUCCAACGCCCACGAUUUGGAAAGUUCAAAUUACUCCAACGCCCACGAUAUUAAAAGCUCAAAUUACUCCAACGACCACAACUUUAAAAGCUCAAAUUACUCCAACACCCACGAUUUUAAAAGCUCAAAUUACUCCAACACCCACAAAUUUAGAAGCUCAAAUUACUCCAAUGACUCACGACCGAAUUUUAAAGCUCAAAUUACUCAACGCCCAACGAUUUUAA
This is a messenger RNA of Macrobrachium nipponense, 618 nucleotides long. RefSeq names its product countin-like protein. The coding region runs from base 1 to 618 and encodes 205 amino acids. NCBI's taxonomy places the organism in Eukaryota, Metazoa, Arthropoda, Malacostraca, Decapoda, Palaemonidae. The transcript has 2 exons. The record is from RefSeq and is a predicted model, not a curated record.